AACUUUCAAAAGUCAGCAUGCAGUUGGCGGGCUCAGCGGGCGUCCAAAGCUUCUUUCCUCCAUCUUCUUUUGUGGAGGGAAAGCUCUCUAAGCAGGAAUCCCACAUCAAAGAAUGGGAAGACGGGUCUUUUCAAAGCCAGUGACGUCGAGCGCUCUUUUGAGUUUUUCUAAACAGAACGACUAUGGAUGGUUCACUCUUGUGCAUAAAAAGCGGACGGUCCGUCGCCCUUUCCCUCAUAGCCAACCUCUACUAGCCUGUCUCGACAUUUGAUCUUUUAUAUAUACGUAUUAUAAAGAAUUAUCAUGCGUACCUACACCACCUGCUUCCUAGCCGUCAUUGGCUUCUUGGUCGCUGCAGCAGCCGCGGUAACCGUUGGCGAUUCAUGUAACCCCGCAAAAGACAUGUACGCUUGUAACGGCAAGCUGUUUUUACAGUGUAAUGCUGCUACCGGAAACUGGACGCUGCAAAACAAGUGCAAGAAGCCUUGUGCAAAACAGCCCCAGUACGCCCCGUACUGUGCCUCAAAGACUCAAACUACCUUGCCAACGUCCACCCCCGGACCCUUUGAAGCGGGUGCCAGUUGUGGAUCGUACGAGACGGGAUACACGUUUUGUGAUGGCGGCAUUACAGGGAAUGGCAAGGGGAAUUUGUUGCAGUGCGCUGACAGCAAAUGGGUCAUCCAGAACAAGUGUAAUUGCAAAAAAGCUCAGUGGACAGGUUACUGUGCUGCCGCUCCAAAGUCGUGAGGUUUAUAUGAUGUAGCUAGUGAAAAAGUGGGUUCAUUUACAUAUUGUAUAAAUGGAGUUGGGUGUCGUAUAUCGCCGUAAGCUGGGAUCCUAUACAUAAUAAAUGAAAAAGCACCUCCAAAGCUUUAGAGGUUUCGUGAGAAG
Spizellomyces punctatus DAOM BR117 is the source of this 891-nucleotide messenger RNA. RefSeq lists its product as uncharacterized. Bases 304 to 747 code for a protein of 147 amino acids. The transcript is spliced from 3 exons. The record is from RefSeq and is a predicted model, not a curated record. Lineage: Eukaryota; Fungi; Chytridiomycota; Chytridiomycetes; Spizellomycetales; Spizellomycetaceae.